AUGGCCUUGGAAAUCUCAAAUGGAGAAGCUGGUCCCUCUGAAAAUGUUGCAGUCAUCUUUGGAGUUACUGGGCUUGUUGGGAAAGAGCUUGUCAAAAAGCUCCUCUCACAAUGUAGCAGCUGGAAGGUUUACGGCAUAGCUCGCAAACCAGAUUUAAUACACAUCCACAAUUCCAAUUACCAUUUCAUCUCAUGUGAUCUUCUGAACCCCUCAGAAACCACACAGAAGCUCUCUUCUUCUCUACAAGACGCCACCCAUAUUUUCUGGGUCACUUGGGCAACCCAAUUCCCCCUGGAUAGUCCAGAUUGUUGUGAGCAAAACAAGUUCAUGUUGUCCAAUGCCUUGAAUGCUCUCCUCCCAAGAGCUAAGUCAUUGAAACAUGUCUCUCUCCAAACGGGCGCUAAGCAUUAUAUAUCGCUCCAAGGCCCUUUUGAUAAUAAAGUUUGCUGCUACGACGAGGAGACUCCGAGGGUGAGUAAAGGACAUAACUUUUACUAUACCCUCGAGGACCUGCUCAAGGAGAGACUACCAGUUAAAGUUUCCUGGUCUGUCCUGAGACCGGGUUUGAUAAUGGGUAGUUCUCAGAGGACACUGUUCAAUUUCAUGGGUAGUUUGUGUGUUUAUGGAACGAUCUGUAAGCAUCUAAAUCUCCCAUUUGUAUUUGGUGGGACAAAGGAGUGCUGGGAGGAGAUUUACAUCGACGGCUCCGAUGGCCGGCUUGUCGCUGAACAGCACAUCUGGGCUGCAACCAAUGAGGCAAUAUAUUCCACUGAUGGCCAAGCCUUUAAUUCGAUCAAUGGGUUCAACUUUACGUGGAGGGAGGUAUGGGAAGCUAUAGGGUUGAAGUUUGGGGCGGUGGUUCCCGGUGACAUGUUGUCGCCGGAGUUUAUGUUUUCGCCGACAAUGGCGGACAAGGGAGGAGUUUGGAAAGAGAUAGUGGCCAAGGAGGGACUGGUUGAAACAGAGAUGGAGGAUUUGGCAAACUGGGGAUUUCUAGAUAUGUUGUUUCGAUGCCCUGUGAAGAUGUUGGGGACGAGAGAGAAAGCUGAUCGGCUCGGAUUCACGACGACUUAUCAGGCCUUGGAUUCAAUGCUGUAUUGGAUUGAUGUGAUGAGAGACCAGAAGCUAAUUCCGUGA
Messenger RNA from Ilex paraguariensis (yerba mate), 1137 nucleotides. The record is from the annotation of a GenBank genome assembly. Lineage: Eukaryota; Viridiplantae; Streptophyta; Magnoliopsida; Aquifoliales; Aquifoliaceae.